Messenger RNA from Papilio polytes (common Mormon), 1640 nucleotides. Its product is annotated as transmembrane protein 80-like. The record is from RefSeq and is a predicted model, not a curated record. Gene Ontology annotation, cellular component: ciliary transition zone. Gene Ontology annotation, biological process: non-motile cilium assembly. The transcript has 2 exons. Bases 61 to 489 code for a protein of 142 amino acids. Lineage: Eukaryota; Metazoa; Arthropoda; Insecta; Lepidoptera; Papilionidae.
UCAAAUUUAUUGACCGGUUAUUUCGUAAAGUGGUAAACAAACAAUUUAAAAAUUGAGAAAAUGUCGAAAAUGACUAAUGUAAACUCUAGCUUGGCUUACGAAAUACUACUAUAUUUAAAUUCAUUUUAUCUAGGAAUGUUUUUCGUUUGUGAAGUAGCCAUGGGUAUAUUAAAAGCUAUUAAUGUGUCUUACCCAGAAAACGCUCUUUUCACCGAAGCCGGAAUAUUUUGUGCCCUUUGUUUAGUCGAAGUAAUUCGUAUAUUUUUGGGCCGGAGAGGAAACUUGGCUAGUAAAAAAGUUCCAGUAUUCUUCUCCGUAGUGCUUACAAUACCAUCUGCGGUUGGUGUAUGUUAUUUCCUUAUAUACCAGACUUAUAUACUCAGGCUGGAGUACAUAUGGUGUGCUGUGAUGCUCAUGUUUCAUGCAUUGGAACUUGUAUUUGCAAUUCUAUUUGUCUUAACUGUAUGUAAAAGUCAUCAAUAUGAAUAGUAGUUACGGGUAACUGCUAAAGUUAAUAAUAUGCUGAACAGCUCACGGUUAACAUGUCGAGAUUAAUCUCUAAGCAGCUUGAGGCUAGCAACCUCACAUUAUUACAGUAAAUAACUGUUAGCUGUUUAAUUGAGUCACUACUCAGUACUUAAAACUAUUUGAUCUGGAAUUUUGAACUGAUUCUUGUAUUUACUCAUCUAAAUAGUGUUAUAAACCGGCCAGUAAGCCAAAAAUAUAUUAAAUGCCAAAUAUAUUGACUGAUCUGCACAUUCUACUUCUUACAUUCCACUUUUAUUACUUAUUAGCUUGUAAUUAUUGUACUUUCUAAGAAUGUUAUAAAUAUAAGUGUAUUUUUGGCUCUAACUAUGGUUAAUGAAUGUUUAUAUAGCUACCAAUUUUUUAUACCUCUAAUAUACUUGAUAAUUGUAUUUAAAAUUUAUUUGUUGAGAUAUUAAGCCUAAAUCUCAAUUAUUAAUGAAUCUGUUAUGCUUAUUACUGUGAUUAAUAUAUUAAAUAUUUGUACAGUUAGGAUCAGAUAUCCUUUUUUUUUUUUUUAACCUGGGGAAAUGCCUAACGCAUACCACCCUUGCAGGAACAAGGGUGGUUAUAUCGGAUUUACGCCGACUAAAACCCCACGGUGGCCUCCAACUGCCAUAAUGACCCGCGGGAUCUCCAAAUGCAACACUACCGCCGCCCCUAAUGACGUUUUGCAAUUAAUAGUUGCUCUCCUACCAUAGCUUUCAGCCACUUCUCGGGGUUGCACUAUGGAAAAAUCAGGGCCCUAAACCUGACAGUUAGGAUCAGAUAUACUAACUGUGUUCUACUUUAGAAGCUAGUCACAUGAAUAUUGUGUAUGUACUGAAAUGGUGCAGAACAAAAACUGGAUGCUGCUAAUAAAUAUGUCUAUGAAUAAAGGUUGGUCAAUGGUAUAACUGAUUUAUAUUAUUAUCCCUUCAUAUAUACAAAUCACUGCUAAUUGUUUUUUUGCAAGAGGUGGAGUUUUGUUUUCAUCUCUAAGUGGAACUUUAAAAUGCAAGAUUUUUGGGUAAUACUGUCUUGUUCAUAAUCAAUUCCAUUGGCAAUGUAUACAAACAUGAAACUCUGAAUGUUGUUAUGUUAAAUGCAGUAAUUACAUGCAUAAUUCGUAAUAU